CGUUAAGCGAGCUCUUAGAAUUUUGAUCGAAUUAUUUUGAACGUUCAAGUAUAUUUAUUUUCUGUUAUAUUCGUUAACUUUGUAUAUUUUUUGUGAUAUAUAACGUUUGUAUGGUGUGCCUGAUCUGUUAAACUUCGUCGCGAGACUCGCGAGUUUCGAUACAAACAUGCAAGUACAAGAUGCAGAAGGAGCCGAUGGUUCCCCAUGGAAUAAUUCCAGUGGUUGUGAUGAAGACCGCAGACCAACUCAAAAGGAGGGUAAAAAAUCGAAUAUUCUACCUUUGUGGGGAAAUGAAAGGACUAUGAACUUAAAUCCAUUAAUUUUAACAAACAUACAGUCAUCACAUUAUUUUAAAGUGAAUUUAUAUGAGUUGAAGACAUACCACGAAGUUAUCGAUGAAAUUUAUUACAAAGUGUCUCAUUUGGAACCAUGGGAGAAAGGAAGCAGGAAAACAGCAGGCCAAACUGGCAUGUGUGGAGGCGUCCGAGGUGUUGGUGCUGGUGGAAUUGUUUCGACGGCUUAUUGUCUCCUAUAUAAACUCUUCACUUUGAGGUUAACACGGAAGCAAUUAAAUGGUCUUAUCAACCAUCCUGAUUCACCAUAUAUUCGGGCAUUAGGAUUUAUGUACAUUAGAUAUACACAACCACCAGCUGACUUAUUUAGUUGGUACAGUGAUUAUUUAGAGGAUGAAGAAGAAUUAGAUGUAAAAGCUGGAGGAGGACAAGUAAUGAAAAUGGGUGAUAUUCUCAAACAAUUUCUUACUAAAUUAGAGUGGUUUUCAACUUUAUUCCCAAGAAUACCAGUGCCUAUACAAAAAGAACUUGAACAUCGAUUAGCAGAAAGAUUUCCUCAGCAAUCUAUGAAUGCUCGAAAUGCAAAGCCACCUAUCACACUAAAUAGUCAUGGAAAAUAUAGUAAUAGUAAUAAUAGAAAAGACAAUGGCAAUCUUACCUCACGAAACCAACCACGACAUAUCCCAGAUAGUGAAGCACAAUGGGGUGAGGCUGAAAGAACAAGCCACUGGCGAGCCAGGUCUGAUGAGGAACGUAAGGACAAAUACAGAGAUCGAGAUCGUGAGCGAGAUCGAAUAAGAGAAAGAGAGCGGGAACGUGCACGAGAAAGGGAGCGAGAAAGGGAUCGACACUGCAAACGAUCGAGCAGCCGCGAUCGAAGUCGGAGACAAAGAGAAUACAGAAGUCGCAGUAGAGACAGAUCACAUAGUGAUAAAAGUAAAGACCGUUAUCGCGAUAAAGAUCGUCAUCGAGAUAGGAAAGGCUCACCCUAUGAUUAUGCCACAGAGCUUGCUCGGGAAAGAGAGAGACAACGAAGGGAAUGAAAACCUGCUAACAUGUAUAUAUCGAUAUAAAUGUUUGUACGCGUGUAACUAUAGAGAUAAAAACGAUUUAGAGCCGAGCCAUUCGAACAU
This is a messenger RNA of Habropoda laboriosa, 1426 nucleotides long. RefSeq names its product pre-mRNA-splicing factor 38B. Gene Ontology annotation, cellular component: precatalytic spliceosome. The coding region runs from base 167 to 1336 and encodes 389 amino acids. The record is from RefSeq and is a predicted model, not a curated record. NCBI's taxonomy places the organism in Eukaryota, Metazoa, Arthropoda, Insecta, Hymenoptera, Apidae. The transcript is spliced from 6 exons.